This is a messenger RNA of Poecilia latipinna (sailfin molly), 3812 nucleotides long. RefSeq names its product kirre like nephrin family adhesion molecule 3b (gene kirrel3b). Gene Ontology annotation, cellular component: cell-cell junction; plasma membrane. Gene Ontology annotation, biological process: cell-cell adhesion; synapse assembly. Gene Ontology annotation, molecular function: cell adhesion molecule binding. The transcript has 15 exons. The coding region runs from base 34 to 2316 and encodes 760 amino acids. The record is from RefSeq and is a predicted model, not a curated record. NCBI's taxonomy places the organism in Eukaryota, Metazoa, Chordata, Actinopteri, Cyprinodontiformes, Poeciliidae.
UCCCUUCUUUUUUUCUGUCAAGGGGUGGAGGCCAUGUUUUCCCAGCAGCCCCAGGACGUGGUGGCAGUGGCGGGCCAGCCGGUGACGUUAGAAUGCACCAUCCCCGGAUACCACGGCAUCGUCCUGUGGAUCAAAGAUGGACUGGCUCUGGGAGUUGGCAGAGACCUCUCUGGCUAUCCACGUUACACAGUGAUUGGCGACCAUGGCUCAGGGCAGCAUCAUUUGCGCAUCCAGCGUGUCGAGCUAAUGGACGAUGCAGUUUUUGAGUGCCAGGCUGUCCAGGCAGCCAUGAGGUCCCGUCCUGCCCGGCUCACUGUGCAUGUACCCCCGGACGACCCAGUCAUCGGUGGCGGACCUGUGGUGAGCCUGAGAGCUGGCGAUCCUCUAAACUUGACGUGCCACGCUGACAAUGCCAAACCGGCGGCAUCCAUUAUCUGGAUCCGGAAUGGAGAGGUCCUAAACGGGGCCAUGUACUCCAAGGUAAGCACUGAGACAUUACUCCGAGACGGCAGGAGAGAAAGCACGGUGAGCACUCUCUACCUUUCACCUUCCAACAUCGAGACCGGUCAGCAGAUCAUCUGCAAGGCCUCCAACAAGGCAGUGCCCAAUGGCAAGGAGACCAGUGUCACUAUCGACAUUCAGCAUCUCCCUCUUGUCAAUCUGUCAGUGGAGCCUCAGCCCGUUUUGGAGGGCAACCUUGUGAAAUUCCACUGCUCUGCAAAGGCCAACCCUCCCGUUUCGCUCUACAGGUGGGCCAAAGGCGGGAACAUGCUUAAGGAGGUCUCGGGGGACACCUAUGAGGUUAUCGUGGACCACUCUUUCUUCACAGAGCCUGUUUCUUGUGAAGUUACUAACUCGCUUGGCAGCACCAACGUCAGUCGGAACGUCGAUGUCUACUUUGGGCCUCGUAUGGCUGCCGAACCUCAGUCCUUGCAAGUUGACCUGGGAUCUGAGGCCAUUUUCAACUGUGCGUGGACAGGAAACCCUUCUCUGACCAUAGUGUGGAUGAAAAGAGGCUCUGGAGUGGUUCUUAGCAAUGAGAACCUACUAACUCUGAAAAACGUGAGGCAAGAGGACGCAGGGAAAUAUGUCUGCCGCGCCGUCGUCCCACGUGUCGGAGCCGGGGAGAAGGAAGUCUCUCUUACCGUAAAUGGGCCACCUACCAUAUCCAGCACACAGACUCAGCAAGCAUUACAUGGAGAGAAAGGUCAAAUCAAAUGUUUCAUUCGAAGUACGCCUCCACCGGACCGCAUUGCCUGGUCAUGGAAGGAAACGGUUCUGGAGUCUGGAACCUCUGGCCGCUACACUGUGGAGACUGUCAACACGGAGGAGGGAGUCAUUUCAACACUCACCAUGAGCAACAUCGUCCCAGCCGACUUUCAGACCAUCUACAACUGCACAGCGUGGAACAGCUUUGGCUCUGACACAGAGAUCAUACGCCUUAAGGAACAAGGUGGGAGCCAAGAAUCUCUCCCAGUGGCUGUGAUCAUCGGCAUCGCCGUGGGAGCUUUCGUCGCCUUCAUUGUCCUAAUGGGCACCAUCAGCGCGUUCUGCUGCACCCGCUCCCAGAGAAAGGAAGUGCACCUGGUUAUGCCCUCACUGCCCGUCUCCAUCUGUGCUCACCAGAGAGAAGUUGCAAGCAAAAUUAAGACAGAAAAUCUGAAGGGAGUCGUGUCUGCAAAGAACGACAUCCGGGUGGAGAUUGUGCACAAAGACCACAACGCGGCCCGGGAAAAUGAAGAACACAACUCCAUGAAACAGCUGAUGGUUGAACGAGGAGAGUUCCAGCAGGAAUCUGUUCUGAAGCAGCUGGAGGUGUUACAAGAGGAGGAGAAGGAGUAUCAGCACAUUAAGGACCCUACAAAUGGCUAUUACAGUGUCAACACCUUCAAAGAGCACCACACGCCGACCAUGACGGGGAAUCAGACCGCCGAGGUGAGGAACUCCACCAACACCGGCACCCUCGGCAAGCAGCGAGUGCCAACAGGCAUGUCCUUCACCAACAUCUACUCCACGCUGGGGGCAGGCCCCAACCGCCUGUACGACUAUGGCCAGCGCUUUGUGCUUGGCAUGGGCAGCAGCUCCAUCGAGCUCUGCGAGCGGGAGUUCCAGCGUGGCUCGCUCAGCGACUCCAGCUCUUUCAUUGACACGCAGUGCGACAGCAGCAUCAGCAGCUACAGUAAGCCGGACGGCUAUGUGCAGUUUGAUAAAGACAGCAAGGCGUCCGCCUCUUCCUCUUCCCACUACUCCCAGUCGUCCUCACAGAACUCGGACCUCACCCGACCCCUCCAGAAGCGGAUGCAGACCCACGUCUGACCGCUAGAGAGGGAGGGUGUUUGGAUGAGGAGCAACGAGCAGUCAGGAUUGUAAAACUGUUAAGGAUCCCCUGAAGUAUCAGUGUUUGUAAAAAAAAAAAAAAAAAAAAAAUUCCUUAGGGCCCUUAAAACCACGACUGGGCUUGAUGGACCUUGUGACCUGCUUAGACAUCAAAAUGUCCCCAAAAAAAAUGAAUCAAGAAGCCUUAUAUUACCUUCAUGCUUAAAUCAUCAAUCCUCCUCUAUCCCUUUUUUUUUUUGACCCAAAAUACAGAUGUGCCACUGAGAGCUUAUUUGCCAAUACAGACACUACAAGUUUGAAAUUUAACUUGCAAUACUUGGUUUCUACAUUCAGAUUGUUAAGGAAUCAGAGAGCAUGAUUUCAAAGGCUUUGUGUGACAAUCAGCUCUGCUGGCAUGGACCAAAUUUGCUUUCUGAAGACUGUGACACAGAGAAAAAGUGAGCAUUCAGCGCAGCACUCUGCACAAACUGCCAGACAAUGAAACAAAGCCAACGUCCUGCUGCCCUCUUGUAGUUUAAAGCACAACAGUGAAUGUGCAUGUUAUUUUCUGUCUGUUAAAUUUAUAACUUGCAACACUUCCUCCUUGCCCGUUCACACUGUGUGCGAAGGUUAAGUUGUUGCAGGCGGAGGAGAACUUUAAAACGAACGCCUAUUUCCCCCUCUUUCUCUAUAUCUGAGCUUCACAAGAAGAAGAUCUAAGACCUCAAUUGAAAUCUCUGAGUCAUGCUUCGACUUUGACGCCGCGAUAAAACAUCAGUGUCCACACAUGACUGUAAUUUCUUUCCAAGCAUCUAAAUUUUUGACUCAUUUUCCACAUCGCGCAGAAAUAUACACAAGCGCCUCUUAAUGUCUAUAUCUGUUUUGCCUUGAGGGUCUGUUUGAACUGGGUCAUUGCUAACUUACAAAGUGAGAUAGGCAAACACUAUCAGCUGUCCAGCUUAUGCGGAGCUGUGUCAAAUAUUAUGUUUUGAUACCAAAUCUAGUUCCAAGACACAUAAAAGAGGAAAGCUCACAAGCUACAACUUGCAUUGCAUUUGUCAGGUUUUUUUUUUUUUUUUCUCCUAAAUCUAAAGGUCAUCAACGACACCGAUAAAUAAAAAGUAAACAUCAUGUUCUAGCUACUUGUGUGAAUAUCCCAUUAGUAUUGUCAGUAUCACUGUUGACACUGGGGCUUAGUGCAUCCUGACUGUAUACCUACUGGUGAUUGUGCUGGUCGAACAUGACAAACAGAUAGAGAUGGUUUUAUUUAUUUAUUUUCAGUUUUUAUGUUGUCUAUGAAGACGGUGGUGGAAAGCUAAUGCCUGUUCACACUGUGACAUAUAUUAGGUUUCGUUCAGUACCCAGUUGCUGAUGCUGCACUCAGCCUUUAGCCACUUAAACACUAACUUUUAUACCAUAAUACUUCUUGUAAUCAUAAUUGUUCUUUUUAUGGGGCUUUAUGGGAAAACCCAGACUAUUGUCCAGAGUUUUUUUUU